AUGUCCGAUUUCAAAGUUAAGGCAGGUUUGGCGCAAAUGCUGAAGGGAGGCGUGAUCAUGGACGUGGUCACAGCGGAGCAGGCGGUAGUGGCAGAAAGGGCUGGUGCCUGUGCCGUUAUGGCCCUGGAAAAGAUCCCUGCGGACAUGCGCAAAUCAGGCCAAGUAUGCCGCAUGUCAGACCCCAGGAUGAUUCGCGACAUCAUGAGUGCAGUCUCUAUUCCAGUGAUGGCCAAGGUCAGAAUUGGUCACUCCGUAGAGGCCCAGGUGCUAGAAGCACUGGAGGUGGACUAUAUCGAUGAAAGUGAGGUGUUGACGCCAGCAGACAAAGUUAAUCACAUCAAAAAGAGUGAUUAUAAAGUGCCAUUUGUGUGCGGUGCCAAAGACCUUGGCGAAGCGCUCAGACGUAUCAACGAAGGUGCUGCGAUGAUCAGAACCAAAGGUGAGGCCGGGACCGGUGACGUUUCUGAAGCUGUCAAGCACAUCACUCAGAUUCGGGGAGAGAUUGCUUGGGUGAGGGAAUAUGUAAAAAGUGACUCCGAUUUUGAGAAAAAGGCCAAAGAAUUGCGGGUCCCUGUGUCUUUACUGAAAGAAGUCGUUCAACUGGGGAAGCUGCCAGUUGUGAACUUCGCCGCAGGCGGUGUUGCCACCCCAGCAGAUGCUGCUCUGCUGAUGCAACUAGGUUGCGAUGGCGUCUUUGUUGGUUCAGGAAUCUUCAAGUCAUCCAGUCCAGAAAAAUUAGCCAAGUCUAUUGUACAGGCCACCACCCACUAUCAAGAUCCAUUGAAACUGCUAGAGUUUUCCACCGACCUGGGUGAUUUGAUGGCAGGUACCAGCAUUGACAGCAUCAACAAGGCCAACGGUAAUAGAUUGUCUGAAAUCGGUUGGUGA
Molecule: messenger RNA, 888 nt
Organism: Lachancea dasiensis
Lineage: Eukaryota; Fungi; Ascomycota; Saccharomycetes; Saccharomycetales; Saccharomycetaceae
Source: the annotation of a GenBank genome assembly